AUGUCUGAAGACAUAAAUGAAGACGAUAUUGAAAAAGAAUCUCGUUCAGCAGAUGAGUAUUCACUCAAUUUUAAAAGGAUGAGUUUAUUAGUGGAUCGAAAAACUAAUCCCACUGUUAACGCUGAUACAUUAUUUUCAGUUGGCGGUGAAAAGCGGAAAUUCAAGCUGCCUCGUUUGGAACUGAAGAAAUUUGGCGGGGAAAUUAAAGAUUGGCUGCCGUUUUGGGGACAAUUCGUAAAAAUUGAUGAAGACAACGAUAUCGAUGAAACCGACAAGUUUCAAUACUUAGUCCAAGCAACUAUCCCGAAUUCCAGAGUGAGGGAAUUAGUUGAAAGUUUUCCCCCUACCUCCGGAAAUUAUUGCAAGGCGAUUGAUUGUCUGAAAUCUAGAUUCGGCAGAGAUGAUUUAUUGGUUGAAUAUUACGUUAGAGAAUUGUUAAAAUUGACACUCGCAUUUAAUCUAAAAGAGAAACAUGUUGAAUUAUCAACUGUUUAUGAUCGACUUGAAACCCAGCUGAGAUCAUUAGAAACUCUUGGAGUUACUACAGCAAAGUAUGCGGCCAUGUUGUUUCCCUUGGUUGAGUCUUGUUUAAGUGAAGAAGUUUUAAGAGCCUGGCGGAGAAAUGAUAGAGGAUUGGAUGAAAAAGAUGACACAAAAGAAUCUCGAUUGGAAAGUUUGAUGAAAUUUUUGAAGAACGAAGUUGAAAAUGAGGACAGGAUAGCUCUUGCUAUGGAAGGCUUCUCUUUGAAAGAAAAUAACAAAAAUAUCAAGAUUAAAAGAGACUUGCCGACAGCUGCGGGACUUUUUUCAGGAAACAAAAAAUCUGUUUUGAAGUGUGUAUUUUGUGACAAGAACAAUCAUGAAUCCAAAGAAUGUCAUGUUGCUCGAAAUUUGGAUUUAAAUGAGAAAAUGAAACGAUUGAAGAAAAGAGGUUGCUGUUUCAGAUGUCUAAGUAACGGUCACGUGUCAAAGCUAUGCAGGGUCCAAGUGAAUUGUGGAAUUUGUGGUCAAAGACAUCAUGCUGUGAUGUGCCCUGAUAGAAAGAACGUUGAGUCUUCUAACUCUCAAGAAGCAACGGAAAGUUCAAUCAAUUUUGGACAGUUCAAUACAUUGACCAAUCCCACAUGUUCUACAAGUGUGUUUCUACAAACCCUGGUCGUGGUUCUUCGAGGAGAAACACAGGAUUUUGCUGUGAGGGCCCUCAUAGACACUGGAAGCCAGAAAUCUUAUAUUACGAAAGAAGCUGCUAAGAAAAUGCAGUAUCAUGCAUUAAAAGAAACAACUCUUGUUCAUACUUUGUUUGGAGGGAUGCAAAAUCUCCAGAAACAUUCAGAAUACAAGAUUUUUGUAAGUGAUUUUAACAAAAAUUAUCAUUGCACUUUUAACGCAUUUGAUCAAGAGAAAAUCUGUGCCGAAAUUUGUCAGAUACCAACCGGAUUCUGGUCAAAGGAAUUAGAGGGUAAUAAAAUUCAACUAACAGACCAAGAAUGUUUUGCAUCUUGUUCGUCAUCCGCUAUCCAUUUGCUUAUUGGUGCUGACAUAGCAGGAAAAUUGAUGACUGGAAAAAUCCUCAAUUUAACUUGUGGAUUAACUGCCACUGAGACUUUGCUUGGUUGGACACUUAUGGGAAGAGCACCAAGCAGUUCAGACUCUAUAAGCAUGACAGUGACAAACUUGCUUAUAAAAGAUUGCAAUAUAAGUGACUUAUGGAAGUUAGAAGCCAUUGGAAUUACUGAUCCUGCUGAAUCUAAAAGGAAGACUGAAAUGCAUCAAAGUACUUUAGAUUAUUUUCGAAACACUCUGACGAUUAAUGAGGAAGGGAGGUACGAAGUCGCCUUACCUUGGGUGUUAGAAUCUUCCCGGCUCCCUGACAACAGACAAAUGGCCGAGAAACGACUUUCUUCUGUUUAUAAAAAACUUGUAGAAUCCGAGAAGGUUGGAGUAUAUGCAGAUGUUUUUAAAAAAUGGAUUGCUGACGGUGUCAUUGAAGAAAUUGAAGAUAAAAAAGAGUUAAAUGCAUACUAUCUUCCGCACAGGCCUGUUUUUAAAGAGAACAGCAUUACUAUGAAAGUGAGGCCAGUUUUCGAUGCAUCCUCAUAUAUAAAGGGUACACCCUCACUGAAUGCCUGCUCAGAAAGCGGUCCUAAUUUAAUUGAACUUGUUCCUUCCCUACUGAAUCGUUUCCGGAAAUUUCCUGUUGGAAUAACAUCAGACAUUGAGAAGGCAUUUCUUCAGAUCGGAAUCAGAGAGAGGGACAGGGAUUAUCUGCGAUUUUUAUGGAAAACCAAAGACAAGGGAAUGAAAAUCUACAGGCAUCGUAGAGUUGUGUUUGGUGUCACCUGCAGUCCAUUCCUUUUAGCGGCAACUUUGAAUUACCAUCUGGAAAAAGCCCCUGAAGAGCUCUUGAAUACUGCGGAAAUCUUGAAGAAUUCAUUUUAUGUGGAUAAUUGUGUCUGCAGUUUGAAGAAUACAGAUGAAGCAAAUAAAUUUGUAGUUGAAUCGCAAGCCUUGAUGUCUUUAGGAAAAUUCAAUCUACGAGGCUGGCAAUCAAAUGCUUCGCUUGAAAUUAUCGAUCAACCCGACAAAUACCAAACUGUAUCCUUAUUGGGCCUAAACUGGGACCUAAAACAAGAUACUCUAUCUUGCAUCAUAGACUGUCCGAAAGAUGAAAAUCUGGUUCUUACUAAAAGAGGUCUGCUUUCUUUGGCUCAGAGUAUAUUUGACCCUUUGGGUAUAUCUUCUCCCGUAACCAUCAUUCCAAAGUUUAUGCUUCAAGAAUCCUGGAAUCUUGGACUGAAAUGGGAUGAUGCCCUGCCAGAAGGUCUAUCUAAACGAUUUUGGAACUGGCUGAAGGGUAUAAAGAAUCUUUCAGAGGUCAAAAUACCUCGAUGGAUGAAGCUGAGUCAAAAUGAAGAAGGGAAAAAGAAGGAAAAUAUUUGGAAAUUUAUACCACCAUCAGCUCCAUGGUGGGGAGGAUGGUGGGAGCGCCUUAUUGCCCUAGUAAAAGACCUUCUGAAGAAAGUUCUAAGCCGAGCACGCCUGAGUUACGAAGAAUUAAAUAUGAUUCUAUGCUAUUGCGAAGACAUCGUAAAUUCAAGACCCAUUACCUACGUUUCUGAACACCAUGAUUUGGAACCUAUAACACCAUCUUCAUUCCUCAGAAAACGUAGAGAAAAUGGAAUUCCAGAUCUUGACCACUUGGAACUAUCUCCUGAGUAUUUUCGCAAGCGGCGACUGUAUAGGUGUAAACUGCAAGAAGAUUCCAGAAAUCGAUUCCGACUGGAAUACUUGUGGCAGCUGAGGCAACAAACUAAGAAAAUGAUAAAAACCCACGAUUUCAAGUUGGGAGAAGUGGUUAUUGUCGAAGUAACCAAUCAAAAACGUCUGAAUUGGCCUCUGGGGAAAAUAACAGAAAUAUUCCCUGGUAAGGACGGUUCAGUUCGUCUUGUGAAAGUAAAAACAAAGAAAGGCGAAUUUCUGAGACCUGUACAGCGUCUCUACGCACUUGAAGUUCAAACGCCUUCAGUAAAGAAUCUACUAGAGAAGAGAGCAUGUGGAGUUGAAGAUGAGAAAGAAGAGGCAGUACAACAGCAAUAUGUUGAACAUCUUGAGCUUCCAGAAUCGGACAAAACGUCUCUACCAAAUCUAAAUACCAUGAAAACCCGUUUCGGCCGAAAGAUUCAAGUUCCCAAACGACUGGACCUGUGA
This is a messenger RNA of Argiope bruennichi, 3708 nucleotides long. RefSeq lists its product as uncharacterized. Bases 1 to 3708 code for a protein of 1235 amino acids. The record is from RefSeq and is a predicted model, not a curated record. The transcript has a single exon. Gene Ontology annotation, molecular function: aspartic-type endopeptidase activity; nucleic acid binding. Lineage: Eukaryota; Metazoa; Arthropoda; Arachnida; Araneae; Araneidae. Gene Ontology annotation, biological process: proteolysis.